Messenger RNA from Diatraea saccharalis (sugarcane borer), 783 nucleotides. Lineage: Eukaryota; Metazoa; Arthropoda; Insecta; Lepidoptera; Crambidae. The record is from the annotation of a GenBank genome assembly.
CAAAUAAUGGUAAUGAUAGUAGAAGACUCUACACACAAACACAACCUUUUUAAUUUUCCACGGUUAAUAUAUUCAUCGAUUUUGUGAUCUAGUUUCAAAGAAAAAUAAUAUGUCUAUUCCUUACAGCGGCACUUUUGUGAGAUCUGGUGGUGUAGUUUCAGCGAUAGGAAAACAACUAAGAGCUUUAAAUUUGAAAGCGGCUAAACGAAUUACUGUAAAAUUCGAUCCUUUCAGCGACAACGUAACCCAUACAAGAAAUUUCCUGCAUUAUAUUAGUUCUCCAAAGAUAAGUUUAACAAACCCCAACUGCACACUGAAAACUGAAGUUGUUUGUGAUCGCAGUGAACCUACGGUAGAAAUUAAUUUACUUCCUGCAAUUGCUGAAACUGCCAAAGUUAGUACCAUAGUAUUAAAAAGUGGUAAUCUCACAUGUUUAGAAAUUCUUCAAUUACUGAAUAAGCAUGUAUCAUCAUUAGCACCUGUUGAGCAACCAGUGUCCACUGUUCAAACUAAAUUGGAGAAAAAGAAGAGCAAAAAGAAGUAAGCUAAUAAAAUGACAAAAUCUAGCAAAGGUAACCUACAUGUUGUUGAAGAAAUAUAUAACCAGAUUCCAGCAUUCACUGAUGUGUUUUCAGAAGAUACAUUUUACAUAUUUGUUAUGUUUUUUGUCCUUUCAACCAUUAUGGUUGCAUUUAUCUUGUCUAGAUUUAUCACUAUUAAACCCGUAGAAUAGUUAAUCUUUAUGUACAAGUGUAAAUUUAAUAAAUGAUAAUGUUUUUAUCU